AUGGUGCGUGUUACUUCCGUGCUGCUGCUGGUGUCCUCGCUGGUGGCCCUCGCCUGCGGUCAGGUAGAGGAGGUACUGAAAUGGCAGAAGGUCGAGUACGACGUGCCUGCUGAAGUUCUCCAGGCCGAAAAUGGCUACAUUCCGAUCGGAAACGUACCGAUGGGAGCCGUUCAUUACAAGAAUCGAGUGUUCGUGGCCGUAGCCCGCCGCCGUUGGGGUAUCCCGUCCACGUUGAACGAAGUCGUCAUUUCGCCACCGUUCCCCAACACCAAUCUGGUGCUUAAACCGUAUCCUAGCUUUGCCCUCAAUGAGCUUCGGGCGGAUCUACAACCCGAUGUUAACCGCAUCGUGACGGUGUACCGGCCACGUGUCGAUCGCUGCGAUCGCCUGUGGUUUGUCGACACGGGCAUGAUGGAAAUCCCUGGUAACUUCACAAUCGUCCAGCGCCCCUCGGUAUGGUCGAUCGAUCUGAAAACGAACCAACCGAUCCAUCGCUUCGAAAUCCCCAAGGAAGCGGUCGACAGCGGUUACGGGCUGACCUCCAUCACGCUCGACGUCGAUCCGACCGACUGCGAGAAGGUGUUCGUGUACAUUUCCGACCUCCAGACGUACCGCAUGGUGGUGUACGAUUACGCCAACCGUCGCGCCUGGCGCUUCCUGCACAACUACUUCUUCCUCAACCCGCUAGAGGGCGACUACAACAUCCAGGGCAUCAACUUCGCCUGGGACGAUGGUAUUUUCUCGAUCGCGCUGGGCAACCCCGAUCCGGUAACGAAAUUCCGCACGGCGUACUUCCACGCCCUAUCCAGCAACUCGGAGUUCACCGUCUCGACGGAGGUGUUGCGCAAUGAGACGGCAUCCCGGCGCUCCUGGCAUGGGGGUGACUUCCAGCUGCUCGGGUACCGUGGUGGCCGCACUCAGUCAAGCAUCCACGCGUUCGAUCGCGAAACGGGUGUGAUCUUCUUCGCGCUGAUUCAACAGAACGCUGUCAGCUGCUGGGACUCGAACAAACCCUUCGCACCGCAGAAUAUGGCGAUCGUGUACAAGAACGAUCGGGACAUUGUCUACCCGAACGAUCUUUCGAUCGACCAGGAAGGCUACGUGUGGUUCAUGACCAACUCGAUCAUCAAGCUGCUCUACACCACGCUCAAUCUGGAUGAGUUCAACUUCCACGUGUGGCGCGCCAACAUCAAGGAGAUCAUUAAGGGAACCGUGUGCGAUCCGGCGGUACCACCUAACGUGCUCGCAGGCCAGCGUUUUGGAGAUGAAAACAACAACGAUCGUGUCACGUUCUACGAGUUUAAAGACAAGCACGGUCCGGGUGGUGGUCCGCACGGUGGCUGGGGUCAUGUGGCGAACCGUCCCGGUCGACGGCACUAAACGGAAGCGAGAGCUGACUGCGCAAAACACUAACAGGCCCCGUUUGUCAUUUGAAUUUUUUUUUUCGGUGGUGAAUGAGAACGACAAAUAAAC
Messenger RNA from Anopheles nili, 1473 nucleotides. RefSeq names its product L-dopachrome tautomerase yellow-f2-like. Gene Ontology annotation, cellular component: extracellular region. Lineage: Eukaryota; Metazoa; Arthropoda; Insecta; Diptera; Culicidae. The coding region runs from base 1 to 1380 and encodes 459 amino acids. The record is from RefSeq and is a predicted model, not a curated record. The transcript is spliced from 4 exons.